GGCGGGAACACUAACAUGACAACAAACAUGGGAGAGCACAAAUGUCCAACAGCUUGCGUAUAUUUCAAGACUUGACAAGCCCAGUCAGUCUAAGUCUCUACACAUCAUCAAGAAAGAAAGACUUGAAAGACUUGAAAGAAGUAUAUUGAAAAAAAAAAUUUCUGUAGUAGUAAGGUAAUAGAAAUACUUCUUUAGAAAUUAUUCUUCGAUUUAGAAAGGCUUGAUUUCGCUUUUUUUCUUUCCUUUCUAAUUCCUUUAUUGUUUCCUUUGAAGAAUCAACGAAAGAAACUAGUACAUCCAGAGAGCAGUCGUCUUCUAAGAAUUCAAUAUUGCUGAGUUUUCGAAGUAGUUGGUUCUUUUUGCGUUCGUUGCUUAUUCUGUUGAAAACUUACAAUAAGAAACAUUUCCAUAAAAUACCAGACUUUAUUCCCUUGUUUCUCUCUCCCUCUUGUCCCUCGCAGUCAUGUCAGAAACAUUGGUUUUACACUUCAGAGUUCCUACGGAGCGAUUUCGAGACAUUCUAGAAUCGGUGAAAGAAAAUGAUACUUCUCGCACUUCUUCGCCGACUCAAGCUUCGAAAGCACAAGAUAAGCUCGCACAGCUGAAGAAGCCUAGGGCACCCUAUGGAAUGGGUCCAAGAGCGAUAAGGCGGAGAGAAAAGGCUGAAAAGGACCGUCAAGGCACAAACACAGAAGAACCGAAUGGUGCCUCCCAUCCUUCUUCAGGAAACGUGACCCCUACGCAUGCUGCUUCUCGUUCUGCUCCUAAAACGAAUGCAAAUUUGAUCAAUUCGGGUUUGCGAGCCCUAGACAGAUCUGGCAAGCCUUGCCGAAAAUGGGAAAAGAAGCCUAUUUCUAUUCGAAGCGUAUCCACUAUUGUCUGGAAGCUUCCAACUUGGUUGGGGACUCCGGAUGCAAAUGUUUCUGAAACUUCGACUUCCUCUCCUAGAUCAACAACUCAAGACAGUCAUCAAGAGCCUUUAAAUGAAUCAAACAUGGCCAAUCCAGAAUCUAGCUCUACGGAAAUUACCUCCCCUACUGACUCAAUGGCCAGCUAAAUGCAGAGCUCCAUACCUUUUCGUUUAUCUUUCAUAAUUUUUCCACGG
Molecule: messenger RNA, 1105 nt
Organism: Schizosaccharomyces cryophilus OY26
Lineage: Eukaryota; Fungi; Ascomycota; Schizosaccharomycetes; Schizosaccharomycetales; Schizosaccharomycetaceae
Product: Ino80 complex subunit Ies4
Exons: 1
Coding region: 464-1057 (197 amino acids)
Biological process (GO): chromatin remodeling
Cellular component (GO): Ino80 complex
Source: RefSeq, a predicted model, not a curated record